AUGGAAGCCAUUAGAAAGCAAGCGGCGAAGCUCAGAGAGCAAGUCGCGAGGCAACAGCAAGCGGUUUUGAAGCAUUUAGGGCAUGUUAAUGCGGAUGCUGUUGUUGUUGAUGAAGAAGAGCUUCACUGUCAUCAGAAACUUCAAGAUCUGUAUAGCUCUACUAAGGCUGCAAAGCGUUUGCAAAGGAAUCUUGUUCGUGGACUCGAAGGUUUCAUUGCAACAGGCACCAAAGUUGUAGAGAUAGGGUUGAAGUUUGCUGAAGAUUUUAAGAAGUAUGGCGACGAGAAUCCGGAUGCCAACACUCCUCUCUCAAGAAUUGCACAUCACUUUGGGAACUCUUACAAGUCGGUUGAAGAAGGGAGAGAAUCUCUCCUCGGAAUUCUUAGUGAGCAGGUUUGUGAUCCAAUUCGUACAAUGAUAUAUAGUGCGCCUUUGGAGGAUGCUAGGCAAUUAGUGAAUCUCUAUGACAGGCUGAGACAAGAAGUCGAAGCGCAGGCAACAGAUGUGUUGAGGAGAAGAUCAAAGUUGAAGGAAUCUGAUGUCUCUGAAGAAACCUACAUGAAGCUUAAGAAUUCAGAAUCGAGAUUGGCUGAGCUCAAAUCAAGUAUGAAAACGCUUGGCAAAGAAGCUACUAAGGCCAUGUUAGAAGUUGACAAUCAGCAGCAGAACAUAACUUCUCAGCGCUUACGUGCUCUGGUUGAAGCCGAGAGAACGUAUCAUCGUAAUGCUCUUGAUAUCCUCGAUAAGCUAUAUUCCGAGAUGAUUGCUGAAGAAGAAGCUAUAGAAUCAUCACCAAAAUCGCUACCUUUGCAUUUAGAGGAUAGUGUAUCUCAUCCCAAAGAAGAAACGAAUCCAAAUCCUCGGGGAGAGAUCAAACCAAAUCACCAAGAAGUAGCCAAAUCCAAUGCUCAGGACGAACUGAAGUCUAGUCCUGAAGUAGAAACUAAAACCAGUCCACAGAAAGAAAUCAAGUCUAGUCCACAGGAGGUGUCCAAAAAGUCCAAUGGUUCUGAUGAUCAUCAACUUCUCAGUCAAAAUGAUUCCUACUUUCUUGCAAAGGUUGUGCACCCUUUUGAUGCUCAAGCGCCAGGUGAACUGAGUCUAGCGGUUGAUGAUUAUGUAAUCGUCCGACAGGUGGCUGGGACAGGCUGGUCAGAAGGAGAAUACAAGGGCAAAGCCGGAUGGUUUCCAUCUGCUUAUGUGGAGAAACAAGAGAAAGCUCCUGCAAGCAAGAUUGUGGAAGCAAAUCUCAAGCAGUAA
Microthlaspi erraticum is the source of this 1260-nucleotide messenger RNA. NCBI's taxonomy places the organism in Eukaryota, Viridiplantae, Streptophyta, Magnoliopsida, Brassicales, Brassicaceae. The record is from the annotation of a GenBank genome assembly.